AUGUUUGCCAUCCAGCCAGAGGUAGCUGAGGGGGGCCAGUUCCUGGGGGGGCCGCCUCCUGGAGCAUGCCAACCUGAGUUUCAUCCAGACAGCAACUCCAACUUCAUGGCGACUGCCAAGGACGCCAAUGAGAAUUGGCAUGGGAUGCCAGACCAAGUGGAGCCCGUCCUGAUGAGGAGCUCCUCCGAGUUGCCCUCUGACAACCAGGCCUUCCAGGACCCUGGACUGCCCGAGGGGGAGCUCCGCAGCCCCCCAGAGGGAGCAGAGAUCCCCAGAGCUGAGCCUGAGAAGAUGAGUAGUGCCGGCACCAUCUGCUCCCCUCUGGAGGACAACGGCUAUGCCAGCAGCUCCCUCAGCAUUGACAGCCUUAGUAGCAGCCCUGAGCCUUCCUGUGGGACCCCUCCCGGCCCUGGGCCUUCAGAUCCCCUCCUGCCUUCAGUGGCCCAGGCUGUGCAGAAGCUGCAGGCUCAAGAGCGCUACAAAGAGCAGGAGAAGGAGAAGCACCACAUGCACUUGGUGAUGUACCGCCGCCUGGCCCUGCUCCAGUGGAUCCGAGGCCUGCAGCAUCAGCUGGUUGACCAGCAGUCCCGUCUUCAGGAGAGCUUCGACACCAUCCUAGACAACCGAAAGGAGCUCAUCCGCUGUCUCCAACAUAAGGCAGCACCAUCCAGACCUUAG
Pipistrellus nathusii (Nathusius's pipistrelle) is the source of this 678-nucleotide messenger RNA. The record is from the annotation of a GenBank genome assembly. Lineage: Eukaryota; Metazoa; Chordata; Mammalia; Chiroptera; Vespertilionidae.